GACGCCAAGAUGGCCGUGGCGUGCGGAGCGAACGGGAUCUGUGUGUCUAACCAUGGCGGGAGGGAACUGGACGGCGUGCCGGCAACUAUUGACGUUCUACCGGGCAUCGUCCGUGCGGUUGGCGGUAAGGCGGAGGUUUACCUGGACGGAGGUGUCCGGACUGGGACGGACGUGCUGAAGGCCUUGGCGCUGGGAGCCAGGGUGCAGAAGGAGUCCAACAGGUUCUACAGAUUCUGAGAGAUGAACUCAGUUUGGCCAUGGCCAGGGCAGGCUGCGCCAAGAUAUCCGACAUCCAGCCAUCUCUUGUCGUGCACCAGUCGUAUUACGGCGUACCAACCCGCAGAGCACUACCGAUGUCUAAAUAUUGAGCCACAAGACCAAAUCACACUCACAUAUAUGUGGAGGCAGUAUAUAUCUAUGAAGUGUAACUAUUAUAUUGCAAUUGCAAAGCUGAUCACUUACUCCCACCCGGCACUUGAUGGGUCACCGUCAGGUUUGACCUCCCUAUUAAUCAUAUGUCAAAAUCAAAUUCCACCCACCACGCAACCAAAGAAAUUAUACAAACAGACACACACACUCACUACCAAAAGCAACACUUCUGUACCCAGAUAAAUGGGAUUGUGAAUUUCUGUUUCUGUACCUGUAUGGAAUUGGUGUAGGAGCCUUGGAAGAUUGGCCCCUUAAGGGGCUUAAGGGCAUCCCAAUUAACUGAAACUGAGAAUAAUAACCUUAAACGUAAAAACGAAAAUACCAUUGGAAAGAAAAUGACGUCACAAACCCUUGGCGGUUGCCAUCUCCGCGUCAGGAUGAGCCAAUCGCUGCAUGGCUGUUGGCGCAAUUGCUACCGGGAAAUCUAACAUCUGACCCAGAACGGUUACUGUGGUGUCCCGGAUGAACACGUCACGGAGCUUACGUAGGGAUGAGACGGUACCUAAAAAAACCCUUUUAUAAAAGUUUAAAGUUAAUUUGCAAAUUCAUGCCCAAGGCUAAUUGCAAUACGACACAAUAUAUAGAGUAUACAGGCAGUGCAAGGUCUGUUGUAUAACCACCUUUUGUUUUUUUCUUGAACAUUUUUACUGUGUUCUUG
Molecule: messenger RNA, 1087 nt
Organism: Branchiostoma belcheri (Belcher's lancelet)
Lineage: Eukaryota; Metazoa; Chordata; Leptocardii; Amphioxiformes; Branchiostomatidae
Product: hydroxyacid oxidase 1-like
Exons: 4
Coding region: 10-237 (75 amino acids)
Molecular function (GO): oxidoreductase activity
Source: RefSeq, a predicted model, not a curated record